This is a messenger RNA of Fraxinus pennsylvanica, 654 nucleotides long. NCBI's taxonomy places the organism in Eukaryota, Viridiplantae, Streptophyta, Magnoliopsida, Lamiales, Oleaceae. The record is from the annotation of a GenBank genome assembly.
AUGGCUUGCUGGUCAGCUGAAAAUGCCACCAAGGCCUAUCUGAGAACCAUGAGAAUGGGAGAAAAGGCUAAAGAGCCUAAUGGAGUUGAGUUCAUUUCGGCACUUGCUGCAGGCAACAACGCAAAAAUCAUGGUCGUUGCAUGCGCUGGUGCUGCCGACUCAACCACGCUAGCCUUGGUUGCAGCAGCCCAGCAAACCGGGGGGCACGUUAUCUGCAUUCUUAGCAGCAUACAGGACCACUAUCUGUCCGGGAUGACUCAGGGCGUAAAUGCAGGUCGCGUCAAAUUUGUAACUGGAGAUGUUAAGAAUCUGCUGAUGAAUGAUUACAAAGAAGCAGAUUUUGUUGCUGUUGAUUGCAAUCUAGAAAAUUACGAGGCGAUUAUCAGCUCGAUUCAAGAAAGCCCGAGAUGUAACAAUACAAUUGUUGUAGGCUACAAUGCAUUUUGCAAAGAGUCAUGGAGGAAUAGCCCUUUGUGUAGUGAAUUGCUCCCAAUAGGAGAGGGCUUGCUAUUAAUAAGAAUAGCAGCUAAAAAGAAUACUAAUGGUUCUGGUUUGAAAAAGAGAGGGAAUUGGAUUGUUAAGGUGGACAAAUGCACAGGUGAAGAGCAUGUAUUCAGGGUCAGAUCUUCUGCUGGGAAAGUCAUUAGAGCUUAA